CAGGCUCUGCCCGAGCUGCUUGGCCACGGUGGAGCCUCGUGUCUCGCCUCUGCCGCCGCCCUGUGACGGCCACUCCCGCUCCUGGACUUGCCGCUGCCGCCGUGUGUGUCGCCGCCACGGGCCUGGCUGUAUGAGUAGGCCACAAUCUUUCAUGAGUAAACAUAUUCCUUUCUGUGGGGUUUUUGGUCACGCAUUUAUGGAGUUUCUGAAGGGCCCUGGAGAUUACUGCCAGGCACAGCAUGGCCUUUAUGAGGACAAGUGAACUUGAGAAAGUCACUCUACUCCAGCAGGACGUCCCCAUCAGAGAGAAUAACCUGGACACAGACGUGUUGAAUUGAAAGCAUCGGAACAUUUUACAAGAGUUCUGACCCGAAUGGGGUAAACCUCUGUGCACUUGCUUUCCACCGACUCGGCAUUAUUAGUGAGUCGAAGAACAGCUGCUGCUUCUCAGGAAAUUCAUCUCAUUUUCUGUCACCUGCCUAUCUGAAGUGCUGAGAAUUUCAAGUGGAGUGUGUUGAGGUGGACUUCAGUUUCUUGACAUCAUUUCUGUAUUCAAAAGCUUUUAAUUUUUUCGUGACCGUAUUGAGUGGUUUUAAACGAAAUUAACAUGGCUCCGAUGAACCGCCCGGCUCCUGUGGAAGUCACAUACAGGAACAUGAGAUUCCUUAUUACACACAACCCAACCACUGCAACCUUAAACAGGUUUAUAGAGGAACUUAAGAAAUUCGGAGUUACCACAAUAGUGAGAGUGUGUGAAGCAACUUACGACACCGCCCUCAUGGAGAAAGAAGGUAUCCAGGUUCUGGAUUGGCCUUUUGAUGAUGGAUCAUCUCCUUCCAAUCAGAUUGUUGAUGACUGGUUAAGUCUUGUAAACAUUAAAUUCCGUGAAGAACCUGGUUGUUGUAUUGCUGUCCACUGUGUUGCGGGUCUUGGGAGAACCCCAGUGCUUGUUGCCUUAGCGUUAAUUGAAAGUGGAAUGAAAAAUGAAGAUGCAGUGCAGUUUAUUAGACAAAAGCGGCGUGGAGCUUUUAACAGCAAACAACUUUUGUAUUUGGAGAAAUACCGUUCUAAAAUGCGGCUGCGCUUCAAAGACUCCAGUGGUCACAGAAACAACUGUUGCAUUCAAUAAAACUUAGCUGCCUGAUGCUAUUGCCUUGGAAGUGGAACUUGAGACUGGAUCUAAUUUUUCAGAUCUAUUAGCCAACAUCUUAGUGAAUAAGUCUAAUGAAGCUCCCAUAGGAAUGUUGAAAAGCCACAAGCUUGACAGAAUUGCCACUUCUGUUUUGCUUACUAUUUAUUAUCCUAUGCCAAAAAACAAUAUAUAAAAAGUAUAGUGAGAUUAGAUGCCAAGAUACCCAGUACAAUAUGUGUUUAUUUUUAGUAUCAUACAGAAUUAAAAUCCCAGGAACUUUGAACAGUA
This is a messenger RNA of Oryctolagus cuniculus (rabbit), 1420 nucleotides long. Lineage: Eukaryota; Metazoa; Chordata; Mammalia; Lagomorpha; Leporidae. The record is from RefSeq and is a predicted model, not a curated record.